Molecule: messenger RNA, 488 nt
Organism: Xenopus tropicalis (tropical clawed frog)
Lineage: Eukaryota; Metazoa; Chordata; Amphibia; Anura; Pipidae
Gene: tmem258
Product: transmembrane protein 258
Exons: 4
Coding region: 73-312 (79 amino acids)
Cellular component (GO): oligosaccharyltransferase complex; membrane; cytoplasm
Source: RefSeq, marked provisional
GACCUUUCACCCCUCCCCGGAGAGAAGCAGAGAGAGAGACGUGGCUGAAGCGGCAUAAGUGGUAGCGAAGCAAUGGAGCUGGAAGCAAUGAGUCGAUACACAAGCCCGGUGAACCCGGCAGUGUUCCCGCAUCUGACCGUCGUGCUGCUGGCCAUCGGCAUGUUCUUCACAGCUUGGUUCUUUGUCUAUGAGGUGACUUCAACCAAAUACACACGAGACGUGUACAAAGAGCUGCUCAUCUCGCUUGUGGCUUCUCUCUUUAUGGGAUUUGGAGUGCUGUUUCUACUGCUUUGGGUUGGGAUCUACGUGUGACAAAGCAGGUGUCUCCCAGGAGGGAGGGUUGAUGUUUUUUGUAGCUCUGUGUGUCCGGGGACCAGUCCUGCCCGUGGGUUAUUGUAUCCAGUCUAUCAUUGCACUGUCAUUUCAGCGAAGGAGAUUUCCACAUUAUGGUGAAUAACUCACAAGUCACAAUAAAAACACUUUUCCAA